Molecule: messenger RNA, 948 nt
Organism: Penicillium verhagenii
Lineage: Eukaryota; Fungi; Ascomycota; Eurotiomycetes; Eurotiales; Aspergillaceae
Exons: 2
Coding region: 1-948 (315 amino acids)
Source: RefSeq, a predicted model, not a curated record
AUGAGGAAUUGGAGAGGCAGCGCAAGGCACGAGCUAAUUCGUGUCCAAGAGCAAAUCCGUCGAAAAGAUGAACUUUGUGCUCAAUUAGAGGCAAAGGCAACGGCUUCAGAAGACCAACACCACCAAGAGCUUACCGGCUUGUGUGGUAAGAUCAAUGCUCUUGAGAAUGAUUUGGAAGUAGUCAACGAGGAAGAAUGCAUUAGAGAAUGGCGAAGACUUCGACUACAUCUUGAUCAAUGGGUGAAAAGAAAUUUCAAAGACAUUGCAAAGCUAAGCCAGGUCGAUUACAGCGCUAUCCUCCAAUCGAUUGGUAUCACAGCGACGCAUACCAAAUCUCUUCUCGCAGGGAACUCACAUCAGCGCUGGGCGAUCAUUCAAGCCUGGAUAAUUAAGAUGCUAAAUGAUAGCAUCUUUCUUCAAUAUUGCCCCGGGUUGGCUGAAAAUGAAAAUGAGUUUCUAGUCAGCCUGGAUCGACUGAUAUUUCACCGAAGUACGGGUGUUCUUCUUUCCAGGAACAAGAGCUUCACUAAACGUUAUUUAGGCAGCUUUAACACAUGGAGACACUGCAAGUCGGGAAUUAAUACAGCUCUGGGUACUUUGACAGAGCCGUCACAAGGGAUGCUGGCAGAACAACUUGUGAACGAUGUUGAAAGCAUGCUGGGAGAAUAUGCAUCAACGACACCCAAGGUUCGACAGCAGCGACUGUACGAUCUCUUUAGUCAAUGUGUGGAUUUUAAAAUGAUGUGCAACCGGCAACCAGAAAUCUAUGAAUUUGUGUCAUCACCAUCUGGAAAUACUUUUGACACAACAUGUAUGAUUGUGGCUGGAGACAUCGAUUGUUGCGAGACAACAGUUGCUCUUUCUCUGUGGCAGUCUCUUUGGAAGGAGGGACAUUCCGGAAAUCUAUAUUGUCUAGAGCCGGAAUUGGUCUGGUCUAAUUUUCGCUGA